AUGCUGUUUUCAAACCCAACUGCAAAGACCGUGAAGGUUGUUUUAUGGGGUCUCGUGCGCACAGAUGGUGAACCCUGGGGACCUUAUGCCGGAUCUCAGGACACUGAGGACAGCAUGGUGGUUUGUUGUCGGGACGGUGGUUCCUUGUCAGAUAAACGGCUUGUCUUCCACAGAGAGUGUGACAGAGAGCUGACGGUGGUGGCAUAUAACACUUCUUCAGUGUGGGAGGAGGUGAACAGAUUAGGUCAGAGGGUCUCCUGGUCUCCGGGACAUGAGGGAUCUCAGUGGGCUGCGAGCUCUGGGGAUCAGCAACCGUGGAUGGAGAUUGAGCUGUGGAACAGGAGUAGUGUCACAGGCAUCAUAACAAAGGGUACACCGCAUUACUACAUCGAAUCUUACACCCUCAUGUUCAGCAAAGACCGCAAGAACUGGAAAGUCUACAAAGCAACAUCCAGCAAAGAUAAGAAGGUGUUUGAGGCCCAUUCUGAUGGUCAUGUGACGGUACUCAACAGUCUGAUUCCUUCAGUAGUUGCACGCUACCUCCUCGUGAAACCCCAGAAGUGGCAUAUCAGGGCCUCUGCGCAGGUUCAAGUGCUGGGCUGCCCUUCUGCCCCCCUCAGACCCCGUUCCCACGGAGAUGAAUUGAAUACUGGGAAAGCAGUUGUCACAGAGACUGUGCCUCUAGACACGCUGCCCACUGAGGGUCCUGUCAUCACAAGAAGCUCAGGCCCCAGCCAAGCAGUGAUAUUAGUGGCAGGCAUGGUUUUGGGAGCUGCUCUGUGUGUGGGUUGCCUUCUAGCUGGGCUUAUUUGGUGGAGAAGAAAAAGAAACGCACAAAUAAAGAAAUGCUGCGUUGACCAAGGCUGUCAGGGUUUCCACGGGAAGAAGCUUCCAUGCACAAACCCAGAGCUUGUAUCUUACCCUCUGGUUCGGAACAUCCACGAUGCUCUUCCCAACCCUCCUCACAAUGCACAAACACCUCGAUGGAAGAAGAGGCACACUGAGGACACUUCAGCACAGAGGCCAAUCAUUCCUCAAGCAGAUCCCUUUCCUGCCUCGAAUUACGGCUUUUGA
Messenger RNA from Sinocyclocheilus anshuiensis, 1074 nucleotides. Its product is annotated as discoidin, CUB and LCCL domain-containing protein 1-like. Lineage: Eukaryota; Metazoa; Chordata; Actinopteri; Cypriniformes; Cyprinidae. The record is from RefSeq and is a predicted model, not a curated record. Bases 1 to 1074 code for a protein of 357 amino acids. Gene Ontology annotation, cellular component: plasma membrane. The transcript has 11 exons. Gene Ontology annotation, molecular function: signaling receptor activity.